Messenger RNA from Xiphophorus hellerii (green swordtail), 4268 nucleotides. Its product is annotated as ankyrin repeat domain-containing protein SOWAHC-like. Gene Ontology annotation, molecular function: protein binding. NCBI's taxonomy places the organism in Eukaryota, Metazoa, Chordata, Actinopteri, Cyprinodontiformes, Poeciliidae. The record is from RefSeq and is a predicted model, not a curated record. Bases 126 to 1769 code for a protein of 547 amino acids. The transcript has a single exon.
AGGCGGAGAACGCUGGGGAUAAAAUGCUGCUUUCUGCUCUGCUGCGUGAAGGAUCGGUUUGAUUCAGGGUGCGUUGACUGUCGGGAUGUUCUCAGACUGUUCGUGCUCCAGGGAAUGUGUUCCUCAUGGCCAGCGGCUUCAGCCAGGACUCCAUAGCGGACUUUCUGAGGCAGAGAGGAGGCACCGUCACGAGCCCUGAGCUUCUGGAGCAUUUUAAAGCCGUGUUCCCACAAGAGCCGCACAGCAGGGCUGCUGUCCGCAGCAUCUUUAAGUCUUGCGUGGACAGCGUGGCUUUCGUGAAGACAGACAGCGGAGUCAAACAUGUCUGUCUGAGGAGACAGUUCCGUUACUGCGCUGCGUCCCCCUCACCUGACGACCAGGUGAGCCGCGAUGACGCAGCCGCGAGCGCUCAGGUACAGCAGAAAUCAGCGCGCGACUCAGGUUACGGAAAUGACUGGAGGACAGUUCCGCAUAUUAUCACUGCAGAGAGCGACCAGCCGGACAAACCGGAGCAGGACUGUGGACAUCAGGGGUUGCUUGGUGUUCUGGAUGAAGUGGCCGGCAGUUCAGCUUACAUGGGGAACUCUGGGAGCUUCAGUACGCAGAGGAAGGACUCCAGGAAGGAGAAGGUCGAGAAACUUGCCAUUCCACAAAUCACAGUGAUUCAAGCUUCGCCGCUCCCUGUGGACGGAUCUGUCUUCAUCCUGCCUGGGCCUGAGUGUUCUGCAGCUGCAGCUGACAUACACACCGAUUGGACGCCUGAGGGCCUGAAAGAGGAAGAGCAACAAGAUCCUGCGUCUAAGCAGACAUUCCUCUCCACCAAGGAGGACUCAGAGGACAAGGAGGAUGAACGCAGCAGCUUGUCUGGCAGCGAGGACAGCUGCAGUCCGAAGGGCAGCCGGAAGCACUUCAUCCAGGUGAUGAUGAACAGUUCUCCUGAAGUGAGGAACAGUAUAGAUCUCCGCAGCCCCAUCUGCCUCACCCCCAGGAGCGAUGGUGACUCGGCCUCGGUGGGCUCUGCCAGCCUGGACGUAGACAGGACCUCCGUCACCCUGGACCCUGCGGAACACGAGUGGAUGAUGUGCGCAUCGGAUGCAGAGUGGGACAGCCUCCACGCCCUCCUCAGCAGCGAACCCAACCUGGUCCUGAAGAAGGACUUUGUCACUGGUUUCACCUGCCUGCACUGGGCUGCUAAGCACGGCAAGCAAGAGCUGAUCGCUCUGAUCAUCAACUUUGCCAAACAUCACAACCUUCCCAUUAGCGUGGAUGUUCGCUCCAACAUGGGCUACACACCGCUGCACAUAGCUGCCAUCCACAACCACAUGGAGGUGCUGAAGCUCCUGGUGGGGGCUUACAACGCAGACGUGGAAAUCAGGGACUACAGUGGGAGGAAGGCCUGUCACUACCUCACCAACAAUGUGAGUGUGGACAUUAGAGACAUCAUAGGAGCAUAUGAGCUUGCUGAAUCCAAAGGUGCAGAGCCUAGGGUUGGAGGACGCUGGAGGUUCUCCAAAGUCCUUCAGAACAACCUGAAACCCAUCCACCGGCUCAGCCUCGGAGACAGCGACCUUAUGGGCGGGGAGGACCAUCUGAGGAGCAAACCUGUCCGGAGGAGGUCUUCGCUUAGCAGGAUGAAGCCCAACCUGCAGAAGAUACGCCAGAGGGCGUCCCAGCUCGUUCACAGCACUUCUUUCCGGGAUAAACGGGAGCUGGAUGAAUCUGAGGAGAAACCCUCUAGGUCCAGACCUAAAACCCACUUCCUAGGUUGAGGCCAAGUCUGCUACAUGACGCUUCUGAUGGAUUGGGGUUAAUCAUGUUAGCAGGAAUCUUUGAUUACCUUCAGUGGUGUCCCUCUCUCCCUGAUGCUUCACACUGCUGGUCAGCUGGCUGAAAGAAGGAUUCUGAUUUCUCCCUUGCAUACAACAAAAUCUGAUUCAUCUGCAUAGAAAUAUUUCCAGCCGUGAAAAGCAGGAAGCACCACUCGUCACCUCUUUAAGCUCGCAUUGCUGUUGAGCAACUGACUCUAGACUGCAACAGCCUGACUAAAUAAACAACUAUCAGCUAUUUGUCGUACUUCAUGAAGACCAGAAUACGCAAAUGAAACUCAGUCCUAUAGUUUUAUAUAAACCAGUUUCUGAUGGUAUUUUAAUGGGGGUUUUCCUUUUUGUUUUGCUUAGUUAUAGUCCAAAGUUUAAGUGUCCCAUAAGAAGCUGAAAAACUAAUCCAGAUUAGCCAGCUGUGACAUUCUGACCCGGCUCUGGGUUGGCCUGCUUCCUUUUAUCCGUCCUCAGCUGACAGCCUCGUGUGCAACCUGGAGCAGGAGCCAUCAGGGCUAAUCUGGAUUUCAUGGGGUUCAUUAGGUCUGACGAGUUAGGUAACACGUUGGUGUGUGUGUUCUGUGUCUCUGCACAUUUUUAACCUGAACUGACCAAAGUUAGGCCAAAGAUAAGUUGGUUCACAGUUAAUGCUUUGGAUUUAGAGAGGCUCAUAAUUAAGAAUGUUUAUUUACAGAAAUUAGUUGUAAAAAGUUGUAAGGUACAGGACACAGUGUUAGUUAAUGUACAGUGUCCUGUUUGUCUUUGGCUUGGGCUGGACAAUAAAUCAUUAACAAUAUAAAUCGUGAUAACAGAAUAUCAAUAGAUAUUGAGCAGAUGCUCAAUAUCAACAGAAAAUACAUUCAACAGAAUAUUCCAAUAAUUUUAAUGAACUUCAAUUUAGAACCACAAUGCAUUCUGGGGGAUGUAGGCAAAGGAAAGUUGUUAGCUGGUCAACUGUUCACUCAUUGGUAAUUUAGCAAUAACUUGUUGAGUAAUUUGUGCAGCAGCAGUUUGUUGUUUUGCCACUGUGCCUCUAGCUUUUGCCUUCCUGUGUAAUUCUGCUCAAUUCUCACUUCACAGACAGUUUGGGCUUUCUCUCAUUCACUUGGAUUCCUUCAGUAGAAUUUCUACCGGGCCAAUCAGUAAACCGGACAAAUUAUGAAAGAUGACAACAUUUUUUUGUAUUCUGGCUGAAACUUUAGCAGUGGUAGCGGAGGUUGUUUACAGCGCAGGCAAUUUCGGACGCUUUGAACUGGUGCAUUAUAUACGUCAUGGCAAAACGUUUGUAACUGGGUAAAGUUUCAAACUUAACAGAGCCCACACCUCCAGGAACUAAUUCUUUCUCACCAUCUGUACGAAGCAGAGCUUAGGCAAACAAGGGGCUGUGUUUCACCAAGUUACCACUGGACUUAUUUUCUGAAAGGACAACAUGAGUACAACAGCUCAAGAGGAAAUUGUGGACAAAACAGAACAGGUCAGUUUGGCAGUAUUUUGGUCAUGUAAAACGAAAAACCAAUCGAUAAGUAUUGAUUUUGACGUGAAACACUCAUGUUUUUCAGCCAUAUCGCCCAGCCCUACUUCCAGUCAUAUUUUAAACACAGUCCUUGGUUUUUGGAUGUGAAUCGAGGAGAAUAUUCUUUAUUUGUGCCUCCAUGGAAAAAUAGACACAAAGUAGUGAAAUAACCAUGGUUUAAACAUUUUUUUAAGCAUUCCUGCAGCAUGAUGCCCCCACCACCUUGUUUCACCAUAGUGAAUCUAGAGCUAUGUGCAGGAUUAGUUUUUUUUCCACUUCAGUGUUUUGCUUAUAGGCCCGAAAGUUCCAUUUUGUUCUCCUCAAAGCAGAACACAAUCUUCCACAUGUUUGUAGCAAACUGCAGUCAGAACUUCUGGGACUUUAUGUUUUAUGUUGGAUUCCUCAGUAUUUAUGAAGCUGAUGUUUGUGGGUGUUGUGGGACAAAAUGUGCUCUUCUCUGAGCUAACAGCUCCACUUGAAGAAAUUCAUUAUUCACCAACAUGCUGUGUCAUGUCAGAGAUCAGCCUCGCCCACACACUGCACCGACUUCUCAUUCCACAUACAGUUACUCACCUGGAACUUUCCACAAUCAGCCUACAAAAACACUGUAUUUUUCACGCAGAGAGGACUUCCUCUAAUGUAGACAUUUUAACGCCACCUGUGAGAAACUGGAUCAGACACUUGGCUCCUCAGGAUCAGCUGCUAUUCAUGUUUCUGAGUAAGAAUUUAAGGGUUCUGCUGCCCUCUCGAACUUAUGUUUAUGCAAUGCAUUUUUAAAUGAUGCUUAUAAGGGCUGUAUGUGUCUUUUUGGGAGCUCUGAUAAAAAUAUAUAUUUAAUGGGGUAAGAAUUUCUGAGUUAUCUCCAAAGAGAUUUUGAUGAAAAUCUAUUGGAUUUUAAAAAAAAAAAAUUUUAUUUGAAAACAAAACAAAUCAUCUAC